CGAGAGCGCCGACGAAUUUUAUAGCAUAAUGGGUGUACUCACCAGAGAAAUGAUGGAGUUUGGGGUCACCGAUACCAACGAACUGAUCAAGACCAUUUGCAUAAUGGCUCCCUUUCCGUUCCCACAAUUAGGCGAAUUGCGAGAGAAAUACAUGUAUAAUAUCCGACCCCUGACCUCAUCCCUGGCUCUGGUCAAGAGAGGGCUACAGAUAUUUCAGAGCGACGACGAAGACGAGUGUGAUGUUGGAGAUGAUCAGAUCAUGUUAGCCAACCUCUACUCCACCAAUGCCUACAACUCGCAUAAGAUUAAA
Messenger RNA from Oppiella nova, 310 nucleotides. The record is from the annotation of a GenBank genome assembly. Lineage: Eukaryota; Metazoa; Arthropoda; Arachnida; Sarcoptiformes; Oppiidae.